UCCAGCCUGCCUCUCUCGCGGUGUGUGUGUUCGCCGCUGACCGCCACCAUGCCCUCACACGCUCACUAGAACAACCAGCACACGCCAGCAAACCCCAGCACCUCAACGCACCACCACGCACUGUAAAAAGGCCACGAAACGCCACGCCACGACACGACAUAAGCGUUGAAGGAAUUGAAGUGAGCGCGUUGGCUUGUGUAUGUUAGUGUGUCAUGGGGUGGAAACAGAGAGAAAUGGCCGUGACUCUGUGAUACUAGUGAAGGAAACAGAAAAUUGCUAUAAAAGAUAUUAAAGCUGAGGCAGCGUUUUGGUGACUGUGUGUGUGUGUGUGUGUGUGUGUGUGUGUGUGUGUGUGUGUGUGAUGGUGAUGCGUGCCCGACCCCAGCACCCACGGAUCCUUGCCGGGGUGUGACUGGGGUGUGGUCAGCGUGAGUGUGUUCCCGGCAGCAGCAGACGUGUUGGUCCCAAGAAACAGAGGCAGACAGUGGCCUCAUUUCACCUCGUCAUAUUGAGAAUGCCAGUGGACGUGUUAUCGGGGUCCACGGCGUGAUGACCACCCCGUUAUACAGACUUCUCCCAGCCCUAACCGCUUGGUGGGUGUCUGUGGGGGUCGCCUGGGCCAACUACGACGAGUACAUGACGUGUGGCAGCAGCAAUGAGAGGCAUGGACGCCACUACCACCAACCUGAGCUGCCCUGCGAUCUCAGCAAGGACAGCUGGUGCGAGAGUCCAGGCAACCAGUACCCAUGGGGGUCAGUGCGCCGCUUCGUGUACGAGAACCAGGGGCUGAUGAAGCGAAUGUACGGCAACCAGCGGCACUACAGCGUCCUGCGGGCCGAGCUACUCAACGACCUCUAUGAUGAAAUGUUCGACGAGAUGAUAAAGCGGAUAUCAAAACCCCAGCACCCCUCCGCGGCCUCCCCUUCGUCCAAGUCCGCCAGGUACCGCAAGCCGUCCCAUCCCGCCAUCAACACCCACGAUUUGAAGGCCGGGGACAAGCGACCUCACAACGGACGGGCCAUGAAAGUGACGAUCCAGCCUCAGUACAGCAGUGUGAGGCGCCAACACGCUGCCCCGAGGCCCAAGGCACGCCCUAAUGGAAGGAGGAAGGUAGCAGGGACGUCAAGGUUGCGUGUCUCGGCACAAACUCAAGGCACAACCACCUCCACCACCGCUACCACCUCCUCCUCCUCUUCCUCUUCCCCCUCGCCAUCCACCCCUAAGCGCACCACUGCUACUACCUCCACCUCCACUUCACCCAUUACAGUCAGUGAGGUGCAGCCCACGACCACAACCACCACAGUCACCACGGGAGAUGAUGCACUCACCACAACAACUCUGUGGGGCGAGGAAGGACACGUUGGCAUGGGAACAGCAGCCUCCAGCCACGCCACGGACCAUCUCUUUGAGGAGGAAACUCAGGCCACACUGCUCCCUCCUGAAGACGAGGACUGGGAGAGUACCUGGACCACCCUCUCUGAUCCCUCCUCCACCGACCCCUCCAGCGCCUUCCCCACCGUGUUCUCAGGGGACCAAGAGGAAAGUUAUGCCUCCUUCACUGCGCCAGAGACUUCCUCCCCUGCACCACCAACCACCCAGCACGACCUCUCCCUAGGGGCUGAAGGAGAGGAUGAAGUGGAGGUGAGAGUGGCAGCCUUUUCACCGAGGACUUCAACUCCAUCCCGCUCGACAAGGAUGACCUCACGACCCUCACUCGGGGAAAGACUCGAGGAGGAGGGAACGGAUUAUGACAAGGAUGAGAUUGAUUUAGGAAUAGAGGAAGUGUUGAAUGAGGACAAGAGGAGAAGUGAAGGCAGCAAGCAGACGCAGGAGCAAGCAGAGGUGAAGAGUGAGGACCUGAAGGCAGAGACGAGGCAGCAGGUGGAUGAGCUGAGGGUGGAUGGGAAUAUGAAGGAGGAGGUCAAGGUGGAAAUGUCGACCCCAGAGACUGUCAGGAUCAGAAAGCCUGUCAAGGGAAUAAACGCUUGCCCAGUGGAGGAGGAGUUUGUGGCGCCUUACUGGGCCAACAACACGCAGGGGAAGACUUUGGCGCUGCUCAACCAGUACCCCUUCGAGCAGUACAUCCAGUGGGAGCGGUGCAAACACGAGCACCGGCAGUGGUAUUGUCGCCAUGGGUGUCGGUGUGAGCAGCAGUACCGUCUCCAUAAACUCCUCGCCUUCGACCCAACCAAUGAGUGCAGAGGAAUAUUCAGUGACUGGUUCCGCUUCCCUUCCUUCUGUGUGUGCAAGUGUUACAACCUCCAUCUCUUCACCUCCUCUUCAAGAAUGGGUCGCCUCAACCUGGAUGAUGAUGGAGAGGAUUACGAUGAAGAGUACGAUGACUAUUUUGAUGAGGAAGAGGAGGAGGAGGAAGACUACGAAUUAGAAGAGCUAGAAGAGCUAAUAGAAGAGGAGGAAGAAGAAGAAGAGGCCAAAGAACAAGAACCAGAACAGAAAGAAGAAAGAGUGAGGAAGGAAGAAGAGGAACAAAACAACUCCUACUAUUACUAUCGAUCCCGACCCAGCUCCCCACUGGCAAACAUCCCCCCACAGCGCCGCCCCAGACCACCCCAGCGUCCUUACUCCCACAUCUCACCCCCCAGCCACACCCUGGAGGCUCCAUCACACACUUUCACCCCUCCAUCUUCCCAGCCCCUCCCUGCAACACCAGCCCCUGAGACCACAACACUUGGAACACUCGAUGCUGCCACGCCACACUACUACUACAACCUCACCAACUAUGCACGUAUCCUUCUCGGUAAGGGACAGCCGCUGGGUCUCUCCAGGGUACCAAGGAGCCCCGGGGAGUGAGGGACAAGCAGGUGAUGGCAUAGUCUUGGAAAACAUGCCUGGUAUCGGUUGUCAUUGGAAAACAUUGGCUCAGGGCGGUGUUAACUUGUGAUAUGAUCGUGGUGGUGAGUAACAGUCCAAAGAGAGCAAGGGUGGUGAUGACAGUGAAGCAAGUAGACUGUGGAGUGAUGAGGUGGUGUUGUCUGUUGUGUACACCAUCCCUGGAUCUUCCUAUCUAUGUAAUACUGAUAGGGAGAGGAGAGAGGAGAAAGAGGACUGGCUGAGAGAGAGAGAGAGAGAGACAUCAUGACACAAAAUGACCCAAUAUCAAAAGUAACAAAUAAAAGCCACAUAUAUUUGCAGCUGCUUGUGUAUAUACGACUAAAUCUGCAGGUCAGAAAUAUAAAGCAUCAUAUUUUUAUACUAAACCAACUGAAGUGAGAGAGAGAGAGAGAAGUAAAUAUUGUCUAUGGUACUUAUCAGUGUUGGGUUUGCAGGAGUUCAAACCCUAUGGUGAUUAAUGUAUUUGUGUAUUUAUAUAUUUAUCACAUUGUUAGCGCACUCAGUAAAGGAGGCUUGUCAUAUAUUUUUGUAGUGAUGGAGCUGGCAUCCGUCUGUACAACUAUUUAUACUGUGUGUGUACGUAUCUGUGUGUUUGUGUGAGUGUACAUGUGCAUUGUGUUGUUACUAUAGUUAGGCCUGUAGAAUUAUUAACAGUGUGGACUGGUUCACUACCUACAUAAACCAAUGCAAGAAUUCAUUAAUGGUCGCAGCCUGUUUAGUGUUAAAAAUGGGAAGGCCUCAGAGAUGUACAUUAAAAACACAAUAAUUCA
Molecule: messenger RNA, 3623 nt
Organism: Portunus trituberculatus (swimming crab)
Lineage: Eukaryota; Metazoa; Arthropoda; Malacostraca; Decapoda; Portunidae
Gene: spz4
Product: protein spaetzle 4-like
Biological process (GO): innate immune response; central nervous system formation; regulation of Toll signaling pathway
Cellular component (GO): extracellular region
Molecular function (GO): Toll binding; growth factor activity
Source: RefSeq, a predicted model, not a curated record